Nezara viridula (southern green stink bug) is the source of this 339-nucleotide messenger RNA. Lineage: Eukaryota; Metazoa; Arthropoda; Insecta; Hemiptera; Pentatomidae. The record is from the annotation of a GenBank genome assembly.
AUGGCUGAUGAAAUUGCAUCAGCAAUGGAGCAGGAAAUGGUGGAAGAACAGGCUAUAAAGUGCCCAAGGCCUUCAGCAAAGAGGCAAAGGAAAGGAUCUCCUGACGCCCGAGAAGAAACAGAUAAAGAACGUGUAGACGAUAGUCUUCUGCAAGAUGCACGUAGAAUCAAAGAAAACAUCAGGGUCUACAUGAACGCAACAGACAGGAACGUGAGUGCGAAGGUACAAAAGCACGUUAAUGGGAAAAUUCAGCAGUUAAUAGAUAUAAUGGAGACAAUAUAUGAUAAGAACUAUAAAAAAAAACGUUUUUAGUACAACGUGUGGUAAAGGACACAUUAG